AUGAACACGCGCGGCGUGUCUGUUCUGGGAAGCCUUGGGAUCGGCGUCGCGCGCAGCCCCUGCGUGCCUGCUCGGCCAUUAUUGCGAGCGCGAUCGGUAGUGGCGACGCCGAAGCGUUUCAAAACGACAACAUCCUUUUGGUCUACGAGCUACCCGGCUCCGGUUCAGGAUGCUGCUGCCGACAAAGUGCCCCCGCCUCCUCCGCUGCCGGCUCCGAGUGCAGUUACACAAGCCGAAGAGACGGAUCGGCAGCGUGCGCGCCGGCAGCAGAGAUACCUCGACAGUCUCAUGAAUAAGGCCGGCGAGGUUGGACUGCAGUCAGAGGAGGGAAAAUACAAGAAGAUGGACCUGUGUCGAGCCCACGACCUCGAUCCACGCGACCUGCGCAAGCUAGACUCUAUCACGCCCUCCCUCGUCCCCGUCAUCCUCACGACGCGGUCCUGUAUCCUCAUCUCGAUCCUGCACCUGAAGGCUUUGAUCAAGCCUGACCGCGUCAUCAUCUUCAACCCACCGGGGUACCAGGAGUCCGAGGCCGCUCGCCGGUUCAAGGAACACCUGCAGGAGAAUGUGCGCGCGGGUCUGAACUCGAACCACUGCGGAGAGGGAGAGGAAGAGAUGGGCCUGCCGUAUGAGCACCGCGCGCUGGAGAGUAUCCUGGUCGACACGGCGAACGCACUCGAGGAGGAAAUGGGCUUCAUCCGUCGCCUGGUCAAGAACCUCCUGCAAAAUCUCGAGACGGACAUUAACCGCGAGAACUUGCGCAAGCUGCUGCACUACUCUCGCCGACUGGCGGGAUUCCAGUCCCGCGCCAAGUCGAUCAAGUCGGCGUUUGACGAGCUGCUCGACUCCGACGAGGACCUGUCGGCGAUGUACAUCACGGACAAGCUGAACGGUCGCCCCAGGGCGCUGCACGACCACGCGCAGCUCGAGCUGUUGCUUGAGAGCUUCACGAAGCAGGUCGAGGAGAUCGUUUCCGAGAUCGACACGACAGCGGCAAAUAUGCAGAGCACACAGGAGAUUGCCGAGCUCAUGCUCGACUCGGGCCGCAACGCCCUCCUCGCCCUCGACAUCAAGGUCAGCAUUGCAACCCUCGGUAUUGGAACUGGAGCCCUGGUAGCGGGAUUGUUCGGCAUGAACCUGACCACGACGCUGGAGGACUCGCCGUGGGCGUUCGCCAUCGUCUCGGGUAUUACGGCCUUCAUCGCAGCCUGUGUGUUCGGAUACGGCUCGCGCGUACUGAGGAAGGUUCGACACAUCGCGCUUGUUUCCAAGCCGACCUCGCUGCCUGAGUCCGUGCGGGAGGCGAAGGAACGUUUCGUCCGAGAGCGCCUGGACAGGCAGCGUGCGAUGGAGGCCGAGCGCGAGCGCAUUGCGCGUGAGACACAGGCGCGCACACCGAACAACACGCUGCACAAGGUGAACCUGAGCCCGAUUCCGGACUAUGAGGAGCGGUGGACCGCCGUUCGCAUGGGACAGAGGAAGGAGGCGUCGCUCUGGGACCGUCUGUUCCGGCCAAAUAAGCUAAGGAAGCAGCUCCUCGGCAUGCCCUCUGGAGCCGUGACGGCGUCGAGCGUGCCGAGUUCCACGACGGGACCGAAGAAGGCCCAGCCUACGCCCGCUAAGGCUCCCACGCGCCCAACGACGAAGCCGGAGAAGCCCAGCGCGACCCGAGCACCGGCACUCCAGCCCGCCCCGGCCGCGGCUAACGCUGAAUCGAAGUAA
Molecule: messenger RNA, 1722 nt
Organism: Trichosporon asahii var. asahii CBS 2479
Lineage: Eukaryota; Fungi; Basidiomycota; Tremellomycetes; Trichosporonales; Trichosporonaceae
Exons: 3
Coding region: 1-1722 (573 amino acids)
Biological process (GO): mitochondrial magnesium ion transmembrane transport
Cellular component (GO): mitochondrial inner membrane
Molecular function (GO): magnesium ion transmembrane transporter activity
Source: RefSeq, a predicted model, not a curated record